AUGGGUUGUUCUUCCAUCCCUUUGGUCUUUCUAAUGUUUCUAUUUGUUUAUACAGCUUCAUCAACCUUUGAAGUUACAGUUCAUAUCAUCAGUCUGGUUACAGAUGACCCUUUAACGUUGUUCUUCCGAUGCAAAUCUGAAAAUGAGGAUUUGGGAUAUCAGCAGGUGUAUUCUGAUGAAGAAUACAAUUGGACAUUCAAGUCUGAUACUAAUUCAUAUGAUUUCUUUUUUUGCCAUUUCUACUGGAACGGGAAGGAGAUAGUUUUUCCUGUUUAUGAUCAUGCUAUAGGUGAGGAAUGCGCCAUUACCAAUUCGACUCAUCAUGAUUGCUAUUGGACAGGGAAACCUGAUGGAUUCUACUUUUGGAUGAGGCCAGAGGUACUGGAGAAAAGAUAUGAUUGGUGA
Molecule: messenger RNA, 405 nt
Organism: Diospyros lotus (date-plum)
Lineage: Eukaryota; Viridiplantae; Streptophyta; Magnoliopsida; Ericales; Ebenaceae
Product: S-protein homolog 5-like
Exons: 1
Coding region: 1-405 (134 amino acids)
Source: RefSeq, a predicted model, not a curated record